Messenger RNA from Pteronotus mesoamericanus, 666 nucleotides. It is a transcript of the gene CLDN6, whose product is annotated as claudin 6. The transcript has a single exon. The coding region runs from base 1 to 666 and encodes 221 amino acids. Gene Ontology annotation, biological process: cell adhesion; bicellular tight junction assembly. Gene Ontology annotation, molecular function: structural molecule activity. Gene Ontology annotation, cellular component: bicellular tight junction; plasma membrane. NCBI's taxonomy places the organism in Eukaryota, Metazoa, Chordata, Mammalia, Chiroptera, Mormoopidae. The record is from RefSeq and is a predicted model, not a curated record.
AUGGCCUCUGCUGGUCUGCAAAUACUGGGGAUUGUCCUGACACUGCUUGGCUGGGUGAAUGCUCUGGUGUCCUGCGCCCUGCCCCUGUGGAAGGUGACCGCCUUCAUCGGCAACAGCAUCGUGGUGGCCCAGGUGGUGUGGGAGGGACUGUGGAUGUCCUGCGUGGUGCAGAGCACGGGCCAGAUGCAGUGCAAGGUGUACGACUCAAUGCUGGCGCUGCCCCAGGACCUGCAGGCUGCCCGAGCCCUCUGUGUCAUCACCCUCCUCGUUGUCCUGGUGGGUCUGCUGAUCUACCUUGGUGGGGCCAAGUGCACCACCUGUGUGGAAGAUAAGGACUCCAAGGCCCGUCUGGUGCUUACCUCUGGGAUCAUCUUUGUCAUUUCGGGUGUCCUGACCCUCAUCCCCAUCUGCUGGACCGCCCAUGCCAUCAUUCAGGACUUCUACAACCCCCUGGUGGCAGAGGCCCAAAAGCGGGAGCUGGGGGCCUCCCUCUACCUGGGCUGGGCGGCUUCUGGCCUUUUGUUGCUGGGUGGAGGGCUCCUGUGCUACACCUGCCCUUCUGGGGGGUCUCGGGGCUCCAGCCAUUACCUGGCCCAAUACUCAGCAUCUGCCCCACAUGCCAACUCUCAAGGGCCCUCCGAAUACCCCACCAAGAAUUACGUCUGA